UUGAUUAUCACAAAUCCUUCAACGUAAUCAAAAGUUUUCUCCUUCGAAAUCAGAUGUUCUUGGUCCCUUGAAAAUGCAGAGAAGUCAGACUAUGCUCAAGAUAGAACCUUACCAUAUGCGGUGCUGGUUCAAGAAAAAUCCGUGCCCGAGUGAUUAUGCCAAACUGUCCAAGCCCGCCAAGAACACUGUAGAAAAGUUCAGAAUUCCGCUUCUCAGAACAGGUUUAUAAUUCACAUCUCGGGUACAUACAUUCCCUGCCUAGAUUUCCUGCAUAAAAAGGAUGGAUACAGAGCUGUCCUAAACACAUGUUGCAACCAAGCUUCCUCUUUCAUAUUCUCAAGAAAAAAAAAAAUUCUGAUCGCGUUGUCUCCGUGGUACUGUUCAUGUGUAUCCUCGCUUGCCAUAAAUUGCUUAAGAAACAAAAAAAGCACCAUAGCUGCAUUUUUAAGUGCUUUGUGUUAUCUCAUUACAAAAGUCUUAACUGUCAGCAUGACAUACUGAACAGGGAAGAGAAAAGAUUGUAUGGUAUAUGUACUUAUUGGUGGUCCUGAAAGACCAAGUAAGGCCUUGUCAUGAUAUUUAUUUCACGAGUAAUUAGGUCUUAGUUGGAGUUGAUAUGUGUUCUUUGCUCAGAAUUUUAAUAAAAAAAAGGAAAAAUCAACACCACUUUGUGCUACUUGCAAUAAAUAAACAUAGAGAUAGUCACAUAUAAUGUAUGUAUAGUGUUAACUUUGUGUGUAUGUGUGUUGUUUCUUCCAGUUACAUCAUGUUCUAUUUGUUGUGAGCUUGAAAGAUGUAGGGGCCUUGCUUACAUAGUCGGGAAAAAUGGAAGCAAAUGCUGAAGAAGAUGGCAAUGAGGAGUGACAGUUUGAACAAAGGAGGCAUUGAAAAUGGAAAAAGGUAAAUCGCCGUGAAGAUUGCAAAUAAGAAGAUAGUUGAGCAUUAAGACUGUUUAAGUGGCAUCAUGAUGAGCACAAUAUGAAUAUUAAACCACCACCACCAUUGCCGCAAAAAAAAAAAAAAAACAAUAAGGUUACGAAUCCACAAACGUAUUAAUGUAAUCAUUACUCUCUAUUUGAUACAUGUAUCUGAAUUUCCUACUUUUUCUUAA
Capsella rubella is the source of this 1111-nucleotide messenger RNA. RefSeq lists its product as uncharacterized. The record is from RefSeq and is a predicted model, not a curated record. NCBI's taxonomy places the organism in Eukaryota, Viridiplantae, Streptophyta, Magnoliopsida, Brassicales, Brassicaceae. Bases 306 to 551 code for a protein of 81 amino acids. The transcript is spliced from 5 exons.